GGGAGAUAUUAUGAGGCUGGUGUCAUUAGGCGAUAGCCAUUGAAUCAUUGAAUCUUUUUUACUUACCGUAUUUUUCGGUUUUUCUUUUUCUCGAUAAUUUUCUUUCUCUCUCAGGUCAUUUCCAUGGUUUUCAGAUCGCCUUUAGAGCUUUAUCCCUCCCAUUUCUUCCUGCCUAACUUCGCUGAUCGCCCUCUGCUCCUGGCGAACAGCGCUCCCACCACCAGGUCUCCAGAAGACUUGUCCAUGUUUCAGCUACCGACCCUCAACUUCUCCCCGGAGCAGGUGGCAAGCGUCUGCGAGACGCUGGAGGAGACCGGGGACAUCGAACGACUGGGCCGUUUCCUCUGGUCCCUGCCUGUGGCUCCGGGAGCAUGCGAGGCGAUCAACAAACACGAGUCCAUCCUGCGCGCCCGCGCCGUGGUAGCUUUCCACACGGGGAAUUUCAGAGACCUCUAUCACAUCCUGGAAAACCACAAGUUCACCAAGGACUCGCACGGCAAACUGCAGGCCAUGUGGCUGGAAGCUCACUAUCAGGAGGCCGAGAAACUUCGCGGUCGUCCGCUCGGACCGGUCGAUAAGUACCGGGUGCGGAAGAAGUUUCCGCUGCCUCGGACCAUCUGGGACGGGGAGCAGAAGACGCACUGUUUUAAGGAGCGGACACGGAGUCUGCUGAGGGAGUGGUACCUUCAGGACCCGUAUCCAAACCCCAGCAAGAAAAGGGAACUGGCUCAAGCCACAGGACUCACUCCCACACAAGUCGGGAACUGGUUUAAAAACCGGAGGCAACGAGACAGAGCGGCAGCAGCCAAAAACAGGCUUCAGCACCAAGCAAUAGGACCGAGCGGUAUGAGGUCCCUCUCAGAGGCCGGGCUCACCCCUCACAGCUCGGCGGAGUCGCCUUCCACCGCGGCCAGUCCCACCACCAGCGUUUCCAGUAUGACAGAGAGAGUUGAUACUGGGACGUCCAUCCUGUCCGUCACAUCCAGCGAUUCAGAGUGCGAUGUAUGAUACGCAAGGGGGAAAAACACACACACACAAGAACAAACAAAAAGAGAAUUAUUUACAGGAAAAAUGGACCUGAGAGGAAGAAAAAAAGACUUAUGAAAUAUGGUGGAUGAAAAAAGGACCGAUUGAUAUAAAUAUUAAAAUAAAAGAGAUAAAAGCACGUCGGUUUUUUAAAGCGCUUCAAAGGACCCCUCCUCUUCAUACCCCAACACUAAUAGACUACUUGCAUGAUGUUUUUUUCUCUUUUUCAUUUUGUAAUCAGGGAAAAUGCAAGAUUUUCCAUCAAGAACCAGAGGAAAUAAAAACAGAUCGUCUUGACGUCUUCUUCACAUUUUUAACCCCCCCCCCUUCCAAACCCAUCCUUGGAUUUCAGUCCCAUUGGUGAUGAUGAAGGUUAGGAAGCCGCCGUGCAGACAAGAUGCAAUCCUGUUUUAAACUUUGUGUUCAUCAGACAAUCAUUUUAUGUCCUAAGCACCUUUUUUCAAACACACCUCUGUCACUGCCUGUGUGGGGAAAACAUGGUUUUAGAAAUGUGUCAAAAACGGAACCGUUUCUGACUGUAUCAGAUUUUUAUUUUUAUUUUCAAAAUUUUAUAUUGAAUUAUGUAUAUCUCAAAUAAUGCGAUCAUUCUCCCGCUCUGUAAUAUACGUGUAGAAAUAUGCUUGUACAUAAUUAUUGCUCCUCACUCCUGACCUAUCCAGCCCUUCCUCCGUGUCACCCUCUUUUCUAUCCCUUCCUCACUUUUCUUGACUUGGUGUUCCUACAUAAAAUAUUUGUCAAAACUUA
This is a messenger RNA of Oryzias latipes (Japanese medaka), 1791 nucleotides long. It is a transcript of the gene six3a, whose product is annotated as SIX homeobox 3a. Gene Ontology annotation, molecular function: DNA-binding transcription factor activity, RNA polymerase II-specific; RNA polymerase II cis-regulatory region sequence-specific DNA binding. Gene Ontology annotation, cellular component: nucleus; transcription regulator complex. The record is from RefSeq and is marked provisional. Gene Ontology annotation, biological process: brain development; eye development; regulation of transcription by RNA polymerase II. NCBI's taxonomy places the organism in Eukaryota, Metazoa, Chordata, Actinopteri, Beloniformes, Adrianichthyidae.